UGAAGGGGCGUGGCCUUCAGUUGCCCGUCUAAUUUUAUUGAAUAUAUUUGUAAACACGCGAGAAAAUUCACUCCUUUAGGUUUUGCAUUUUAGCCAAUUUUUUUGAAGAUUUGUAGACUGAUUUAAAGACGAUAUGGGACUGAUGACGAUCUUGAAGAAAAUGAAGCAGAAGGAGAAGGAAAUGAGACUGCUCAUCCUAGGCUUAGACAAUGCUGGGAAAACGACAAUUUUGAAAAGGUUUAACGGAGAGGAAGUGAACACGAUUUCCCCGACGUUAGGAUUUAAUAUUAAAACUCUGGAGCACAGAGGUUACAAGCUAAAUUUCUGGGACGUUGGAGGACAGAAAUCUCUUCGUUCCUUUUGGCGAAAUUACUUUGAAAGUACAGACGGACUAAUUUGGGUGGUGGACAGUGCGGACAAAAGGCGGCUCGAGGACUGCUGCAGAGAGCUGCACAGUUUGCUUUCUGAGGAGAUGCUUGCUGGAGCGACACUUCUAGUCUUUGCUAACAAACAAGAUUUGCCCGGAUCGCUUACAGCAGAGGAAAUCAGAGAUGUGCUGCAGCUGGAAACAAUCAAAACUCAUCACUGGCGAAUUUUGUGGUGUAGUGCCUUGACAGGAGAGAAUCUCUUGCCGGGAAUGGAUUGGUUGAUCGACGACAUUGCAGCCAGGAUUUUCACUUUGGACUGAAUCUGCCAUUAUUAUCCACGCCUGCACAAGAUCUACUUGCUUUGCAUAGUCCAUUCGGUCCAUUCCUUUGUAAGUUGUAUUGAAACAAUAAUUUAUUUUAAUUUUUAAUGUUAUUAAAGCUUAAAACAUAAACGAGAAUGUUAAUAAACACAAUUAAAUACUGAGA
Molecule: messenger RNA, 854 nt
Organism: Neocloeon triangulifer
Lineage: Eukaryota; Metazoa; Arthropoda; Insecta; Ephemeroptera; Baetidae
Gene: Arl2
Product: ADP-ribosylation factor-like protein 2
Exons: 5
Coding region: 134-688 (184 amino acids)
Biological process (GO): protein folding
Cellular component (GO): microtubule cytoskeleton; cytoplasm
Molecular function (GO): GTP binding; GTPase activity
Source: RefSeq, a predicted model, not a curated record